AUGCGUGAAGAGAACCGUACUCCAAUACAAGAAUGGAGUAAUGGAGAGUUCAAAGUUAGUGAUGUGAUUGCACAAGGAGAACUUUUCUGUCGCUACUACAUUUCCUUUGCUGACGAUCCGGUGAACACUGUGAGAGGAUUCGAGGUGGAUCUCAAAAUCAUAGAUGUUCAAGUUAUUGAUGUGCUCACUGGCGAGGAAUAUCCGGUUAUCAUACGAGGUCAUAACUUUGUUUCCUACUACACAGGAGACGACAUCAAAGGAACGAGAUAUGUCACAGUCAGAGUAAAACACACAGGAUGUAUCCCUCACCCAAAAACUUGUUAUGCGGAAACCUACAUUGCUACUUCCUUCGGACGCUACAACCAGGAUAAUCGUUUUCCGACGUUUGCCACAAACCUCGCAACAGCCUCAUACGAAAAACACUGUUCCUGGAUGAGACGCCUAUUCAACUUCUGGCCGCUAUCCCACUUCUUCUGA
Molecule: messenger RNA, 477 nt
Organism: Caenorhabditis remanei
Lineage: Eukaryota; Metazoa; Nematoda; Chromadorea; Rhabditida; Rhabditidae
Exons: 3
Coding region: 1-477 (158 amino acids)
Source: RefSeq, a predicted model, not a curated record